Messenger RNA from Sorghum bicolor (sorghum), 1440 nucleotides. RefSeq lists its product as uncharacterized. The coding region runs from base 1 to 1440 and encodes 479 amino acids. The record is from RefSeq and is a predicted model, not a curated record. Lineage: Eukaryota; Viridiplantae; Streptophyta; Magnoliopsida; Poales; Poaceae. The transcript has 7 exons.
AUGCCCUCCACGCUGCCGCACCACCGAAGAACCCCCACCGGCACACCCGCCACAACCCCGUCGCCGAAGAAGGCAGCUUCACCGGCCACCACCCAGGCAGCACCCACGCUACGAAGGCAGAUCCGUGCCGGCCGCGACGAAGGCAGCUUCACCAGAUCCGUGUCGGUCGCGACGAAGGCAGCUUCACCGGCCGCCACCCAGGCGGCCCCACAGGAACCUACUCCCACAAAUAGUGUUACCCAAGCAGCUCAUACGGACACCUCGCCAGGGGCGCGGAGUUCUAGGCAAAGCAAUGACUUGAAUGAGUCAGCUGACCACUUUGAUGCUGCUACUUCAGAGGGUAAUGUGAAUGAAGGAGAACCAGAUGCUGACUUAAUUCCAGCGCCCAAAAAGAUUGUCCGCAAGAAAACCAUGGGUCAUGGUUUGGAGAAGAUGCUUAAUAGGGGAAAUCGGUUGGCUAUCCACGUCGCUGAAGGGAAGAAAAGGCCAGAGGUCCCAAUUCAAGCAGCGAAGCUAGCAUCAGAAACUGGUGUGGCCCUUAGAGACAAACUACCUAUCUACAAAUCAUGGAAGAGUUAUGAUAAUGAAGCAGGGCAGGCAGAAGUAGGAAAAGUGCUUGCUAGAGUUGCGUCAAGGUUGGAUGUCGAUACUAAAAAUGAGGGGCCAAGCAAAGAUGCCUGCACAGAUAUCAUAAAGUGGGGAGUGAGGCAGAUGAGGUAUAACCUGAAAAGGAAGUAUUUCGACGAGUCACUAACCAAAGAACAGUUGUUGGCCAUCCAACCUCCACCUAAAGUGAAGAAAGAGGAUUGGACCGAGCUGGUAGAGUAUUGGUGUGACCCAAAGAAUCAGGAAAACUCUGCCAAGAAUAAAGCAAACCGAGCCAAUGUACAGCUUCACCAAAGGACUGGAGCUAGGUCCUAUAUAGCCCAUCGUUACAGCCUGAGGACUAAGUACAACAACAUGGAGCCAGAUGCAGUUGAGUUCUUUGGGGAAUGUAUGAAUAGUCCCCGAAAUGGUCGCACUCCACUUGCAAAUGAAAUAUAUGAACGAAUGGUUGCAGAGAAGGAUAGAGAGCUAGAAGAAGGAGAAGCACAAAAGUCACCCUCCAAGAUUGUUGCUGAUAGUCUCAGCCAGAUCAGCCGCUCAAACACCUUCCUUCCAAACAUGGGUGUCCCAAAAACUUCCAAGACUGGUCGGUCCACAUCGAUGGCUGCACAAGCAUGCAUGCAAGCUCAGUUUGAGGAAAAACUCCAAGCUGAAAGAGAGGAAGCUGCUAGGAAGCAAGAAGAGUUGCAAGCACAACUUCAAGCUCAACAGGCUGCACUUGAAGAAAACAAAAGUUUGCUGCGUGAGACCCAAGAGGAAGUGAAGGGGAUGCAUAGCAAGUUUGAAGAGACCAAUGCGAUGCUACGAGCUCUCCUGAAACUUCAAAAAGAUUGA